AUGUCUCAGCCUGCCAAGGCUGCCUCCAUAGCGGCUGCGGGGAACCCAGCGCCCGAGGGCAAGAGGAAGGGGGCCCCGCCCGCAGGACCUGCCCCGGGUCCCGGCCGCGCCCUGGCCCCGGCAUCCGUGCCCAUGCCCACCGCCCAAGUGGGGGACCUGGCCCCUGGGAGUUACCGGCUGCUGGCCUUUGAGCAAGAGAACUUCCAGGGCCGCCGGGUGGAAGUCUCCGGGGAGUUCUUGAACCUGGGAGACCGCGGCUUCGACCGCGUGCACAGCCUCAUCGUUGCCUCUGGACCCUGGGUGGCCUUUGAGCAGUCCGACCUCCAAGGGGAGAUGUUCGUCCUGGAGAAGGGCCAGUACCCGCGCUGGGACACCUGGUCCAGCAGCUACCGCAGCGACCACCGGCUCAUGUCCUUCCGGCCCGUCAGGAUGGACUCCCAGGAGCACAAGAUCUGCCUGUUGGAAGGAGCCAGCUUCAAGGCCAACACCGUGGACAUCCAGGAGGACGACGUGCCCAGUCUCUGGGUCCGUGGCUUCUGUGACCGCGUGGGCAGUGCGAGGGUGUCCAGUGGAACCUGGGUAGGGUAUCAGUAUCCCGGCUACCGCGGGUACCAGUACCUCCUGGAGCCUGGUGAAUUCCGGCACCGGAACGAAUGGGGAGCCUCCCAGCCUCGGAUGCAGGCCGUGCGCCGCCUUCGGGACAGGCAGUGGCAUGGCGAGCGCUGCUUCCCUGUCCUGGCGGCUGAGUCCCCCAAGUGA
Molecule: messenger RNA, 759 nt
Organism: Eptesicus fuscus (big brown bat)
Lineage: Eukaryota; Metazoa; Chordata; Mammalia; Chiroptera; Vespertilionidae
Gene: CRYBB1
Product: crystallin beta B1
Biological process (GO): lens development in camera-type eye; visual perception
Molecular function (GO): structural constituent of eye lens
Source: RefSeq, a predicted model, not a curated record